ACUGCUUAUUGUCAGUUCAUAUAUGUUGCAUUUGCUGUCAGUUUGACAGAUGUAAAUAGAAAAGUAGUUAUUAAUAGUUAACAGUUAAGUUUUGUAGAUACAAGUUCAUCGAUAUGCCGGAAACAGUAAGCUUGCCUUUGGAUAAACUUCCAGAAUAUUGGAAGGACGAGGAUAGACUUAACGUUCUGUUCGCGCCGUUCAGAAAUCGCCAUGUGAAUGCGAAAGAUUGGGACACGAAGUUGUCCUUCUGGAAACAGUCUAUUUAUGUAUUUUGCACUCAUAAUAGCAUUUACAAGCUUCAGCUGGACGAAAUGCAGAAAUCCUUCACACAUCAGGGAAGGUACCCUAUGUGUCUACAUAUAGUAUUUGAAGAGCUUCUCAAAAGCCAAGAUUUAAUACCUAUAGAGAAUUUUGUUAAUAAUAAAGAGCAGGGUUGGGGUAUGUGGGUGGCAGACUUUUUUGUGAAGAAACCAAUUUCAUGGUCUUUUAAUAAGCUGAAAAGCACACUAACCACAAUUAACUUGAGUGAUAUGACUUUAGUGCAUAUAGAGGCACUCAAACACAAUGCAAAACUUUAUGUAACCUCAAUACCAGAUGAUAUAAAGAAUAAGGUGAUAGAAAUCACUGAGCUUAAGAAACUUGUACCAUCUGGAAACUGCACUGAAAGUUUUGACUUGCUCCUGAGCCACCUUCAGAAUACCAAUCAACUGAUGAUGAGGAAGAUCAAUAAGAAUAAUAAUUUAAUAACACUAGUCAAGUUCUCCACUAAUCCUAAAGAGAAAGAGAUCAGUGAUUGUGAAGUUGACAUAUACAUGCUGGGAGAAACAGAGAAGAUUUUACUGAAGAAUAUUGAAUCCUUGGAGGGUGAAAUGAAUAAUGCCAUUAAGGAUGCUAAAGCUUACUUGGCCAAAAACCACAGGCAAAUGGCUAAAACUAGCUUGAGGAAGAAGCAUGAUUUGGAGAAAAGGAUUGAGACUAAAAGUAGUGCUCUUUACAAUGUGCAAACCAUGCUAUCACGUUUGGAAGAUUCUAAACAUGAUGCUGUGGUGUUUGAUACAUACAAGAAUGCACUAACUUCAAUCAGAAAUAACUUCAAAGAGAACAAAUUGACAGAAGAUUCUGUUACAGAUACCAUGAUUGAAAUUGGAGAGGUACUUGAUAUUCACAACGAUAUCCAAGAGACUUUAGGGAAAUCUCUCAAUGAUAGUGAUGGCGAUUUGGAGAAAGAAUUGGAGCUGCUGAUGAGCAGCGAAGUGGAUAAUGAUGAAGAUAACGCUACGAAUACAACCCCAAGGAAACCGGAUUUGAAAAUGAAGGAUUUGGAGGAACAGUUCAAGGAAUUAGAUUUGCCUAAUGUACCAGACGAUUUGGAUACAACGCCUUUACCAGCCUUAUAAAAUUAUAUCGAUAUUUUUUAUACGUAAAUAAAUAAUUAUUGGAUUGUU
Messenger RNA from Nicrophorus vespilloides, 1445 nucleotides. Its product is annotated as charged multivesicular body protein 7. The transcript is spliced from 3 exons. NCBI's taxonomy places the organism in Eukaryota, Metazoa, Arthropoda, Insecta, Coleoptera, Silphidae. The record is from RefSeq and is a predicted model, not a curated record. Gene Ontology annotation, biological process: late endosome to vacuole transport via multivesicular body sorting pathway; vesicle budding from membrane. Gene Ontology annotation, cellular component: cytoplasmic side of plasma membrane; ESCRT III complex; multivesicular body. The coding region runs from base 114 to 1397 and encodes 427 amino acids.